Mobula hypostoma (lesser devil ray) is the source of this 3713-nucleotide messenger RNA. Its product is annotated as UDP-glucuronosyltransferase 2A1-like. Bases 1319 to 2923 code for a protein of 534 amino acids. The transcript is spliced from 2 exons. Gene Ontology annotation, molecular function: UDP-glycosyltransferase activity. The record is from RefSeq and is a predicted model, not a curated record. NCBI's taxonomy places the organism in Eukaryota, Metazoa, Chordata, Chondrichthyes, Myliobatiformes, Myliobatidae.
CGUAGGAUUGAGACGUGUAAAUCCAGCUCUCCCGUGAAAAAUCAGCAAAGUACCGUUUAAACAAAGUAAAGUUAAUAAAUACUUUCCGAAAACUACUUAUAAACUUCGUAAGACUACUCUACGAUAUGCCUUGUAAACCGCAACAGAAGAAGUCUGUUGUUGUGAAGUCGCCGCGAGAUGGGAAUUAAAAAAGGGCCUACUGCAGCGAUGGAGCCUCGGAUUCAGGUUGGAUCUCCGUCAGAGGAGACACAUUUUAUCUCUGGCGUAGAAGAACGGCGAACAAUGGCGGCGGUAGCGCUCUCUCGGAAAAAGAUGCGGGAAUAGUGGAUGCGCAAUGUGCGCAUGCGCUGAUUUACACAAUAUAAACUACAAGAACCGACGGCCACUGCAACUGAAAGUGAAUCAGAGUCAGAAUUGGAUAUCACAGAGAAUACAGAUGAAGAAGAGCAGGAAGAACUGGAAGAGAUUGGAAGUAAAGGAGACGAUGGAGACAUAAGAGAGGCUUUAUUGCAGUUAACGGCUGAAUUAAGAAAAUUAAGAACAGAGCUCAGAGACGUGAAGAUGUGCUAUGAUAAAGCUAUGAAAAGACAGGAUAAAAUGGAUAAGAAACUUCAGAAGAUGGAUAGAACAAUCGAGCAUAUUAACGAUAGAGUGGAAAAAACAGAAGAUAAUGUAUUUGUCUGGAACAUGGAAAGAAAUCGACUCUUGGAGAAAGUGGACGUGUUGGAAAAUUUUAGUAGAUGUAAUAACAUUAAAAUUGUUGGUCUCAAAGAAGAUAUAGAGGGAGAUAAUCCAAGAGAAUUUUUUCAAAGGUGGAUCCCGAAAACCUUGCAAAUCAAAGAGGAAGACUGAUCAAUUGAAAUUGAGCGGGUACAUAGAGCUCUGAGACCAAAACCACAAGAUGACCAAUAUCCACGAUCAAUUUUAAUCAAAUUCUUAAGAUUUCAAGACAAAGAAAGGAUUCUACAGGUGGCUGCCCAAGCUGCCAAGAAGAGAAAAAGGCUACUGAUGAUAGAAGGGAAGAAAAUUUUUUUCUACCCUGACAUAAGUUAUGAACUUUUGAAAAGAAAGAAGAAGUUUAAUCCAUUGAAAAAAGCCCUAUGGGAUCACGGUUAUCAACUUAUAUUGUGUUAUCCUGCAACCUUGAAGAUUUUCUUGCCUGGUGGAGAAAAAAGAUUUUUUGACGAUUACCGGAAAGCGGAGGAGUUUGUGCGAGAUUCUUUGAAUAUUCACCAGAUACAAGACCAAACUUAGGGGAGCGAGAUAGAUUGAAGAUGAAGACUGGAUCAAGGAUUAGGUUUUGGAUAUUCCUCUUAAUAUGGAAGGUUCUGGAUGGAAAAGCCGAGCACUUGUCCCAUUUGUCUUUGGUAUUAUCAUCAGUUUGCAUUGUCCCAUCACUCAGUCAGCUAAUAUAUUAGUUGUACCUGUUGAUGGAAGUCAUUGGAUCAAUAUGAGAAUUCUCUUGGAGGAACUGAAACCUCGUGGACACAACUUCACAGUACUUUAUCUUGAGAAAAGUUGGUACAUCACAGAAAGACCCGAGCUAUAUCAAUAUAUUGCAGUUCCAAUGAAAAACAUUGAAAUGGUAGAUGUAGUUGGAAUAAGUCUUCAAAGAGCACUGCAGCUUGCACAGGAUGGGUGGAGCUUCAGAGACAAUAUUGAGUUCCAAUUAGAAAAUGUACGUUUUAUGCAGAACUGUCAUAAGGUGAUUCAUUGGUUUAUUAGUGAAAUUUUUCAAAACAAAACAUUGCUUAACCAACUUGAAAAGACAAACUUUGACCUGGUGCUUACAGACCCUUUUUUUGCUACUGGAUCAAUGCUUGCUUAUUAUUUAAAACUUCCCUUGGUGUAUAAUGUUCGAUGCUUAGACUUUGAUGAGGCUCACUUUCUUUUUGCCCCAUCCCCCCCUUCUUAUGUCCCAAUCUCUAGCUCACACCUGACUGACAAAAUGUCCUUUCUUCAAAGAACACAAAACUUCAUCCUAAGUCUAAUCCACCUAUCCAUUUUAGAGCUUACCAUUUAUCGCAGCUACAAUGAGCUCUGUCAUCGAUAUUUGGGACCAGACACAGAUAUCAAGACAAUUCUGCUGAGGGCUGAUGUGUGGCUGAUAAGAGUCGAUUUUGUAUUUGGAUUCCCAAGACCCACCAUGCCAAAUAUUGUGUACAUUGGAGGCUUCCAGUGUAAACCAGCCCAACCACUAGCAGCAGACUUUGAAGAGAUUGUUGAAAACACAGGGAAGCAUGGAAUUAUUGUGAUGUCGUUGGGAUCCGCUUUUAUUUCUUUGCCAAUGCAGAUUGCAAUGGAAAUAGCUGAGGCAUUCGCUCAAGUACCCCAGAAGGUUAUUUGGAGAUAUGAUGGGGAAAUCCCUCCCAAUAUAGGUAAUAAUACACUACUGACAAAAUGGAUCCCUCAGAACGACCUUCUGGGACACCCCAACACACGAGUCUUCAUUUCUCAUGGUGGUACCAAUGGCAUUUACGAGGCCAUCUACCACAGGGUACCAGUGAUUGGUAUGCCUCUAAUUUUAGACCAGCAUGACAAUUUUAUUCGACUUGAAUCCCGAGGUGCAGCAAAGGUGCUUAAUGUUGCAACCAUGCAUUCAACAGAUCUAUUGCAGGCACUUAAUGAGGUGAUAAAUGGCACAUUCUACCGGGACAACAUGAAGAAACUCUCUGCUCUCCACCGGGAUCAACCAGAGUCGCCAAUGAAGCGAGCCAUUUUCUGGAUUGAGUAUGUUGCCCGACACAAAGGAGCAGGGCAUUUACGCUCUGAAUCCUACCAGCUGCCCUGGUACACUUACUAUUGUGUGGAUGUGAUAGUUUUUCUGUUGUCCAUGUUCCUCAUGGUCACAGUGUUGGUGGCUGUAACACUGAAGAAACUUUGUCACAUUGCAUGGAAGAAAAUAAAGCAAAAGGCUGAUUAAAGCGGUCUUUUCACUUAGACACUAAUUCAGGAAUAUUGUUUCUACAAAAAAGGCUGAUUAAUGUGAUCUUUUCACUUCUUAGAAAUUAAUUCAGGAAUAUUAUUUCUGCACUUAAUCCAUAGAACCUCAAUCAAAUAUUGAUGUUUAUGUAUAGAAAUAUGAUUGGAAUUUAUAAAUGCUUGAAUCAAUUAUACAAAAGAAGAUUUAUCUAUAAAUAUUGAAAACUAAGUUAGGUUUGUUUAUGUAAUCAAAACUUUUUUAUUUUUGUGCCUAGUAAGCCAUUAUUUGCCCAACCAUUUCUUGAUAGCUAUAUAUAUCACUGCAUUCUCUGUCAUUCUCGGAUGUCUGGUUUCUUUCCAGUACUCACUGCUGUUGGAGAGUGUGCUUUUUAUGAGUUUAUCCAAGUUAGCAGGUAAUUCUCAGCCAAAGCCCAUCCACUUGGAGAUGGUAUCUCUGAAUCUCAGAAUUAUAAUUACCACAUCAGUAAAUGAACUUUCUACUCUCUGUCCCAGGUACAUUUGCUGAACACUAAACUUGAGUGAUGUCAUGUGAGUCUUAAACUCCAGCUGAGAUGCAAUGAUCUCAUUUUCAAAAGGGUUCAUGCUGAGCAGGAUUUGCAGAAUUCCCACACACUGAUAACUAACAUGAUGUACAAUCACUUUUAUAAUUCAGUUAGAUUUGAAUAUUUCAUAUGCUGUGCAACUCCAAGAUGAAUGAAAUACUUUUAAAAAAAAAAUUAAACAUCAAUUCUGUUGGACGAUUAAGGUGUAAAUAAUUUUCAUGAUUUUUA